This is a messenger RNA of Pseudomassariella vexata, 1356 nucleotides long. RefSeq lists its product as uncharacterized. The record is from RefSeq and is a predicted model, not a curated record. Lineage: Eukaryota; Fungi; Ascomycota; Sordariomycetes; Amphisphaeriales; Pseudomassariaceae. The transcript has 7 exons. The coding region runs from base 125 to 1300 and encodes 391 amino acids.
GACGGUUGAUGAUUGACGGUUGAUCUACUUCCUGGAGAUUCUCAUCUCUGUUCAUCUCUACUAUUCAGAAGAGCUGCCCCAAGAUCAUCGCUGCUCAUCAUCAAUACCCCCAUGCUCGCCUCAGAUGGCCGGCCCUCUCGAGCAAGUAUGGCGGAGGCAGCAGGUCAUAGCCCAGGACAAGCCCGUCGACUCCAAUGCAGGGACUAUUUUGGCCAUUACCGCGACGAUGAUGGGACUGUCGUUCAUCGUGGUGGCAUUACGAUGCUGGAUCCGACAGGUGAUGUUGAAAUCGUUCAAUAUUGACGAUGCCGUCAUGGUCGUGGCUCUGGGCAUGGCCAUCGGCUGUAUGACCUGUUUCAUUGGCAUGGCCAAAAACGGCGCCGGUCGCUUCGCAAAAGACAUCCUCCCCGAAUGGCAACAAGGACUGGCGUACUGGUCGUACAUCAUCGGUAUCUUCCAGGUUACAGGAAUUAGUCUGGUCAAGAUCUCAAUUGCGUUUUUCCUGCGGCGGUUCGUGCAGACAAAAUGGCAGAGACAUUUUACCAUGGUGCUACUCAUUUUCUGUGCUGUUUUCAUGAUCUAUUCGAUUCUCACAUUCGUGCUGGCAUGCAUCCCCCUUUCGGCCCUGUGGAAAAUCACGCCCAGCGCAAGGUGUUGGUCGAAAGACACACUCGGCUUGCUGGGGACAGUCAAUGGAGUGAUCAACGUUACAACCGACCUCAUUUUCGUGAUUCUACCAAUUCCUGUUGUCAUCAAGCUGCAAGUGAACAGAAGGACGAAAAUUACACUGGUGGCCAUUCUGAGCCUUGGACUGUUCGCUUGUGUGGCCUCAGUCGCACGGAUGAUAUAUGCUUACGAGAUGUUCGCUGACCCCAACUAUACACGAAACUAUAACUUUCUCAUUUGGUUCAAUGUCGAACUACAUGCCGGUAUCCUGUCUGCAUCCCUGCCAGCUCUACGACCACUGUUCGCAAAGAUCCUACAAAAUACAUCUCGACAUCUUCGAACCCGUGGCUACAAUUACGGUAGCAGAUACGGCAACCGGUAUGGAAACCAAUCGGGGAACACGCAUACCCGGAGCGGAUAUCGCCGACAAGAUGACAUUCCAAUGGACACGCGGAACUUUGCGCGAGAGGACGGUUACAAUGCUCAAGUCAGCACGGCGAGCGCGAAGAUUUUAGGAGAUGAUGGAAGCGAGGGUGGGAUCCUGCCACCAAAGGGCGGUAUAUCCAAGCGGACGGAAAUUAUCGUGCAAGAAGCUAGAGACGGGCCCGAAGAGUAUGGGAAACAAGUUGUUUGAAGUACGGUUGAUGCAAGGGCAAGAUGGCCUGCGAGCUCUAUAUCAAUUCAAAGUGC